Lodderomyces elongisporus is the source of this 3636-nucleotide messenger RNA. It is a transcript of the gene SFI1, whose product is annotated as Sfi1p. The transcript has a single exon. The coding region runs from base 1 to 3636 and encodes 1211 amino acids. Lineage: Eukaryota; Fungi; Ascomycota; Pichiomycetes; Serinales; Debaryomycetaceae. The record is from RefSeq and is a predicted model, not a curated record.
AUGGACUCAAAAACACAGUUGAAAAAUGUAUUGAGGAAAUUGGAGGAGCUUGACAAGUACGAAAAGGAUAGUGAGAGUUCAAGAGCGUUACCAAGCGCACGAGAACGCGUUGCCAAUGAACUUGAUAAAGUGUUGACUUUACACUUGGAAUGCCACAGUUUGAAACUAAACACCAACAUUGAAUCCAUUGGAUCCUUGUCGUUGUAUUACUAUUAUAAUAACGAACAGCAUCGUAACGAUUUGUCUUCUCUACCACAAGAAGACAAUACUGAAGAUUAUGAAUCAUCAUUGUUAUCGUCGCAGUUAUACGCUUACCAGGACAAAACUAGUUCUGGAAUAAAUACAUACGAUAAAUUAGCUGAAGACUUGGAUGAUAUUGAUGAUGAUCCAAACUUUGAAUGCAAUACUCUUGUAAUUGAUCGACUAUUUGAAUUGUUUAACCAUCUCAAGAAAGAGCUGCAAAAGGCAUCGAUUGAUCUUCAAGAAUAUACGAAAAAAUGUCUUUUAUACGACAAAGAGUAUUAUGCUAGUCACAGGAGAAACUCAGAUACAAUGGAAAGUAUACUUGAAACAAUUGAUAGUAGUCAGCUGCUUGAUAUAAGACAUCCCUUACUUUUACAAACAAACAAGUCUAUCUUUCAUGAUAUAUACACACACUACUCAAAGUUUUUUGAAACUCGUCAUGAUUUGCAAAUUGACGAAGUAGCUAGCCGCAUUUUGCAGGAGUUUGAAAAGAUUUGUCAUGUAUCAAUAUUCCAUACUGUACCUGUGACAGUUAAGAUAAUCGAGUAUUUGACAACGAAAGAAAAUGAAUUUCAUGAUGAGCUAACAAGUCUUGAAAAUGAAAGAAAUGAUUUGGUUGAUAAUCUAAGGAGGAGUGAAAAACUAUACCUUUUAAACGAUGUUGUUCAAGUUCUUUCCGAAUUGCUGUUGGAUGUUGAUGUGAAUUUUGCUACUCUAUUCAAAGCUUAUUAUGCAAAUGUUCAUCUCUACCCAGAGCUUGUUGAUCUUGAAGAUGUGCGUUAUAUUGAUAAGGUAUUUGAUCUCAUUGAUAAUGUACUGGGUCUAAGUAAAAUCAAUUGGACAAUUCCACAGUUUUUGGACUUGCAAAAUCGUUUGACUAAACCAACAAGAUCAAGGAUUGAAAUGGAACGGGAACCAGGACUGAAACCGGAACCGAAACUGGAAUUGAAAUUGAAAAUGAAGUUGGAAUCGGAGUUGGAAGUGAACCCGGGUCUAGCACUGGCGCUGGCGCUGGCGCUAGUAGAGGGACAAGAACCACUUCCAUUGACUGAUUUGAUGCGCUUGACUUCUUUUAGGGUAUCAACAAUUUAUAGGGUAUUCAUGAACAUAUGGGUCAAGAGGCUAAGAAAUUUACCAAUUAUCGAAUGGGAUAGAGAUGAUAGUCUAGUAAAGAAAAUAUGUCAACAGUGGCAGCUCAAGGCCGGGAAAUUAAUUCUUUGCAACCUUGAGGCACAACAAUAUCAUAAUUCUAAAUUGCAAUCUACGUAUUUAAAGAGAUUGAUGUUAGUUUCAACAAAGAGGAGAGCACAGGAACUGCAAGCUAAUAUCAAUUAUAUGCAGAAUAAUUUCCGAAUCUGGUUAAUGAAAACUGAGGUUGAGCAAAAAAAGAAUCAAGUGGCCAUUGAAAUGGAUCAGAAAAUACUUUUGAAAUCUCAAUUCAAUGAAUGGAGAAACAUGGCUCAAAUUCAUUCCAUUAAGGAUAAGGAAAUGCUGAGGUUGUGCGAUUUCUUCCAAACAAAUUCAGAACAAAUUUUGCUAAAGCAAUGUUGGCAAAUGUGGAAGAUGGGGGCUCUUGGUGAUACAAAUUAUAAUCUAUUGGAAAAAAAAUUGGAAGAGAAUAUCCAAAUGAAACUACAAGCUCAAAAGGCAAAGUUUUUUCGCCGAUGGCUCAAAUUGCACAAGAUGAAUACAGAUUGUACAAAUUUUGUAAAGCUUCUGCUGAUGCAGAGCUUGAACAAAUUAUGGACCAUAUGGGCUUAUAAAACAAAGAGGAUUCAAGAUGCUAAAAAAUUAGCUUCGAAACUGGCUGAAACUAAUAUGAUACAUAUUCUAAGGAAAUGGCAAACUAGUACUGCGUUUGCUGCAAAAGCUGACACUUAUCGACAUAAGUAUUUGAUAGAAAAUGUUAUUAAACAGUGGCGAUUAGCAACUAGGCUCAAAAUUUUCAAGCUCAAGCAGGCUGAACAAUUGAGAUUGACCUAUUUCAGAAUCUGGAUUUCUACUUGUACAGUCAAGUUGAAUCGAGAAAUGAGGAAUUAUGACACGGUGGGUUAUUUUUUUCACAAAAUAAAGGCAAAAGCAGCUAUACUGGCCAAAAAUAAACAAAAAGCAGAGCUGCAUUAUAAUUUGAAAUUGACAUCAAAAUACAUUCAUUAUAUGGAAGAGGUUUUACGAAGGAGACAGCAGCAAACUUUGGAUGUCAAAGUGCUUGCCGUUAAAAGGUUUUUUGACAAAUGGAAACAUGAAACGAAUAGAAUUGGGCAGUUGGCAGAUCAACAGUUCUGUGAACGGUACAUUCUUCGUAAAAAUUUGAUUCGAUGGCAUGAUCGAUUACAGAUGAAUAUCGAAUCACGUUUGCAACCAAGAGUUGAUCAUUUUGUGUACUUGCAACAACGGCUGAUUUCUAGAAAAUAUCUCAAGAAGCUAAGGCAAACAUUUAUGAACCGUGAGCUAAAUGCUCAGCAAUUGGAAGUUGUUGCCAUUGAGUUCAACAAUGCCAAUACCUUAAGAUCGAUUCUCAACUUCUGGGUCUCUCGAUUAGAAUUACAAUGGAACAUGCAGUACAAUGCAAUAAACUUUGUCAGUAUAGAUAAUACCCAAUACUGGUUCAACCGAUGGCUAUCAAAACAUUUUGCGCAAGUUGAAUUGGAGUCAAUGGCGAUAGACUUGGAAGACCAAAAUUUAUCCAGUAAAGCUAGGGGAUAUAUACAGAGGUGGCAUUUCAACUAUCAGAAAAGUAUACGCAGACAUAAACAAAUGGUUGACGAUUUCCGAGAAAAGAGUAACGGCAAAACGUUGGCAGCGUUUAUGGAUUUGUGGAUGCUCAAAAGCAAACUUCGUGCAGGUAAGCAUGAAGACCAAGACCAAUUUGAUAUGGGCAAUACCUCUUUUGGUAGUAAUACGUCGCCACUUACAAAGCGCAAUCAACUUCAAAUGGAAAGACAGAUGACUCCUGAAAAGAGGUUUGCAUUGAAAAGGACUAGCACUCCACAAGCUAAACAGCCAAGUCCAACAAGAUUACAAGAAACAACACUCCGUAGGAAAACCCAACAAACUCUAAGCUUAAGUGAUAGAUUGUCCAAGGUGAGACUACUGCCACAAGCUUCCAAAAUCUAUAAUCGUGCAGUUCCCAUAAGGCUAGAUUAUAAUGUGAGCCUAUCGCCACCGGCACAACUGAGUCCAAAGAAACCAACAAGUCCAAAAGGUAUUCCACAGCUACUGCCAAAUGAUGAAAACUUUGAUGAGCCGAGCUUAGUCAACACUGCUAAAAAAAUGGGCCGUAUUCAGCCAAUCAGAUUCCCCACCGACGACGACAACAAUGAAGGCGGAAGAAUUCGUUUCUCACCAAUAGGAAAGUUGAAACGCGAGUCAGAUGAAAACGUUGUUUUAUGA